Messenger RNA from Letharia columbiana, 885 nucleotides. RefSeq lists its product as uncharacterized. The record is from RefSeq and is a predicted model, not a curated record. The transcript has 2 exons. NCBI's taxonomy places the organism in Eukaryota, Fungi, Ascomycota, Lecanoromycetes, Lecanorales, Parmeliaceae. Bases 1 to 885 code for a protein of 294 amino acids.
AUGCCUCAGGCAAAAGCAAAACCCUCGGAGAUUGCUUCCGAGGCCAAGAAAACUUACACUCCUUACAUUCAAUCUCAGUUGCCGCAAUUUCCUCCUGUGUCCAUUUCAUAUCCGGACUCAUCCAAGUUUCAUCUCAACCCACGAGCCGGCUAUGGACACAAGCUUCGUGUAGCAGUCAUUACUGGCGAUCCGGUUGAUGCAGCCUUGGACUGGGACGAAUCAAACUUCAAAGCGAACGGAUCUUCCAAGCAGCUGGGAGCAAUACCCGUGGUCAGCAUGGCCAACGAGAAACGGGCUGGAGGUGACUGGGAGUCUGGUCUCAUAGCUCCAGAGGAAUGCCUCUGCCGACGUUCGAACCUCGCCAAGGUUCUAACAACGCCUAGCCAUACAUCUGCCCAGGUCCCUCACUACCCAAUUCGAACAACUGGUGGGAUUUAUUCUCCUCAUGUCGUAGUCUUUCGCUCUGGAGCUGACAAAAACUACUCUAUGUGGAAGGAUUGGAAGGUCUUACCCAUCAUUUCCGUUGCACCAAUUCGGCGCCCCAAACUUGACGAGUCUGGCGCAGAUUACUCCUUCAGCCAAGAACGAGAGCUGAUGAAAGAAAAAAUGAGGACAGUACUCAGGAUUGCUGCCCUGCGGCAGCAUCCGGAUCUAUGCAUUGGGUCUUUUGGUGUUGGUUUUGGAUUUCGCAACCCAGCGGUCCAGGUAGCAAGCAUGUGGAGAGAACUUCUCUUCUGCGAAUCUGAAUUCCAAGGAGCUUUCUCUAACAUAGUUUUCGUCUUGGAGAGUGCCUCGAAUGGUACUUCGAAAAGCGGCCUGACUGAUCUUGAGGUCUUCAAAAGGGAAUUCGAUCCCUCGAACGUCAUCAAGACCAGCUUCAGAUGA